Elaeis guineensis (African oil palm) is the source of this 2222-nucleotide messenger RNA. RefSeq names its product serine/threonine-protein kinase PBL27. The record is from RefSeq and is a predicted model, not a curated record. Lineage: Eukaryota; Viridiplantae; Streptophyta; Magnoliopsida; Arecales; Arecaceae. Gene Ontology annotation, molecular function: protein kinase activity; ATP binding. Gene Ontology annotation, biological process: protein phosphorylation.
CCCUCUCUCUCUCUCCCGUCCCCUCCCCCCUUCCCCAACAAAAAAACCGUCUCUCUCUCUUCCCUACUCUCGUUUCCUUCUCUCUUACAAUUUUUAUCUCACCUUGUAUCUUGGCCUACCCCUUUCCUCUCACUCCUUUCCUUUGCCCAAAAAAAUCAGAUUUUUUUUUUUCCCGGUGAUCUGAUCCGCUGCGGGAAUCCGAGCGGCUUGAGCGCGGUGGCGACGAUGGUGAACGUGGCAGAGAGUAGCUGCCGUUAAAAUUUGAGAUUUUGGGAGCUUUUUCAAUUUCUUUGUGGGCAUUGGAGAUGAGUUGUUUCUCAUGUUUUGGAUCGCCAGAUAAGGAGGAGGAGGAGGAGGAGGAGAAGAAUGAGGAGAAGGAAGGAGGUGGGGAUGUUAUGAGGGACACCUCAGGUGCUUCAUCUUCUAAUCAUGUGACCAGAGCUAGCUCAGACAAAUCAAAGAUGCGGAAUGGUUCAGACUCCAGGAACCCAACAUUGGUGCCCAGAGAUGCAACAUCAUCCCAUAUUGCAGCGCAAACAUUCACUUUUCGUGAGCUUGCUGCUGCAACUCAGAACUUUAGACAAGAUUGCCUUCUGGGGGAAGGGGGUUUUGGUCGUGUGUAUAAAGGACGCUUAGAGAACACUGGACAGGUUGUUGCUGUAAAACAAUUGGACAGGAAUGGCCUUCAAGGGAACAGAGAAUUUCUGGUGGAGGUACUCAUGCUCAGCCUAUUGCAUCAUCCAAAUCUUGUCAACUUAAUUGGUUACUGUGCCGAUGGAGAUCAACGCCUCCUUGUGUAUGAGUUUAUGCCUCUAGGAUCAUUGGAGGAUCAUUUGCAUGAUAUUCCACCUGACAGAAAACCCCUUGACUGGAAUACACGGAUGAAGAUUGCAGCUGGUGCUGCGAAAGGCUUGGAAUACCUGCAUGAUGAGGCAAACCCUCCUGUUAUAUACAGAGAUUUCAAAUCAUCAAACAUCCUACUUGCUGAAGGAUAUUUUCCUAAGCUGUCUGAUUUUGGGCUUGCAAAACUUGGCCCUGUUGGUGACAAGACUCAUGUUUCAACACGGGUCAUGGGGACAUAUGGCUAUUGUGCUCCUGAAUAUGCUAUGACAGGGCAGCUAACACUAAAAUCUGAUGUCUAUAGUUUUGGUGUUGUCUUCCUUGAAUUGAUUACAGGGCGCAAAGCUAUUGACAACACCCGGGCUGCUGGGGAGCAUAAUCUAGUGGCAUGGGCUCGCCCAUUAUUCAGAGAUCGAAGAAAGUUCCCCAAGAUGGCAGAUCCAAAGUUGCAAGGCCGCUAUCCAAUGAGAGGACUGUACCAGGCUCUAGCUGUUGCUGCGAUGUGUCUGCAGGAGCAAGCAGCAACUCGGCCUCUUAUUGGGGAUGUUGUCACUGCACUUACAUACCUAGCUUCACAAACUUAUGAUCCAAAUGCAGCUAGUUCUCAGAGUAACAGAGCUGGUCCAUCCACCCCAAGGGCGAGAGAGGAUUGGAAGAACCCCAGUGUUGGGUUUGACAAUCAACAUGCUAUCCAGUCACCACAUAGGCAUUCACCUGACUUUAGGCAUAGAGACUUUUUCAGGGGGCCAAACAUUGGAGAUGGAGGCAGAGGAGAUGUAGUUGGUCAGUCUGGAAGAAAUUUGGAUCCUGAUGAAUUGCAGAUACAAGAGUCUCAAAUGAACAGCGCAAUCCAUGUAGGAAAAGCUAGAGAAGCUCCAGGGACUUCAAACCGAGACCUUGAUAGAGAGCGUGCAGUUGCAGAGGCAAAAGUAUGGGGUGAAAAUUGGAGAGAGAGAAAGAGAAUGAAAGAACCCAUCAGCUUUGAUAGUACGAGUUUGGUUCCUGGGACGAGAUGUGGAAAGAAGGCAUCAAUUGAAGGGAGGGUUGCAUUUCAAAUUGAGUAGAUGUCUAGCAUGUCACAGAUAGGUUGGGUGCGAGUUGCUGCACUCUGUCAGAAAGGCUGUCUGAAGCCUAAAGAGAAAGGUGCCAUAGUUUUGGUCUAUAAAGUCUAUGUCGGGUGUGUUUUUGCAUGUCUCAUAGCAGUUUUUGUAUUUUAUUGAUCUUAUAUAAAGUAUCAUAUGUUCCAUGGCCAUGAUUUUGAAUGCUUGUGGGGUUUGAUCUCUUUUCGUUGAAAAACUUUGCUUCUUAAUGCGAAGCAUACUACUAGCUGGCAUAAAUCAUCUGGAACAAUAAAAGCAUAGGGCUUUUUGUUGCUGGUCAAA